Molecule: messenger RNA, 2382 nt
Organism: Python bivittatus (Burmese python)
Lineage: Eukaryota; Metazoa; Chordata; Lepidosauria; Squamata; Pythonidae
Source: RefSeq, a predicted model, not a curated record
GAUGAAACCGAUGCAGGGAAACCAGGAGGCCCAUGCAACUACGCUGCAGCUUCCCCGGAUGAAGAGGCAUUGCUAAAGGGUGCUCAGAGGACAAGAAAAUAACUUCAUGAAGGUACAGAACCCCAAACAGCAAAUUGAAAGGUACGAGCUGCUGAACGUCCUUGAUUUUGACUGCGUCCGCCGCCGGAUGAGCGUUUUCGUGAAGAUGCCAGAUGGAAGAAUAUACCUGUUUUGCAAAGGAGCAGAUUCUUCAAUUUUCCCGAGGGUCCCUGAAGCUGAAGCACAGAAGACCAGGGUCCACGUGGAACAGAAUGCAGUGGACGGGUAUCGGACUCUUUGCGUUGCCUACAAAGAAGUAUCUCCCGCAGUCUACGGGACACUGGAAGUCCAGAUUAAGGAAGCCACCAUGGCCCUACAGAACCGAGAAGCCAGGAUGGCCAAGGUCUUUGAUGAGAUUGAGAAGGACAUGCAUCUGAUUGGUUCCACCGCUGUGGAAGACAAACUCCAGGAAUUUGCGGCAGAAACCAUUGAGGCCCUCCACGGGGCAGGCAUGAAGAUCUGGGUGCUGACGGGGGACAAACUGGAGACGGCCCAGGCCACGUGCUAUGCUUGCCGCCUCUUCCAGAGCAACACAGAGCUGCUGCUGCUGACAGUAAAAACCGUGGAGGAUGGGGAGAGGAAGAUGGACCAGCUGCACGAGCUGCUGAUGGACUAUCACAAAAAGUUGGUGACCGACGCACCCCCAGGGAAGAAGAGCUUGGUAUCAAGUUACGAAUACGGGCUGGUCAUUGACGGGGCCACCCUUUCUCUGAUCCUGAACCCUUCCCAAGAUUCGCUCUUCACCCAUUACAAGCACAUCUUCCUUCAGAUCUGCCUGAACUGCGCCGCGGUCUUGUGCUGCCGAAUGGCCCCGUUGCAGAAGGCUCAGAUUGUCCGCAUGGUUAAGAAUUCCAAGGGCAGCCCCAUCACGCUGGCUGUCGGAGACGGGGCCAAUGACGUCAGCAUGAUUUUGGAAGCUCACGUGGGCAUCGGUAUCAAGGGAAAAGAGGGUCGCCAAGCCGCUCGGAACAGCGACUACGCCGUCCCCAAGUUUAAACACUUGAGAAGAUUGCUCUUGGCACACGGGCAUUUGUAUUACGUCAGAAUAUCCCAUCUUGUACAGUAUUUCUUCUAUAAGAACCUUUGCUUCAUUUUCCCACAGUUUUUAUAUCAGUUUUUCUGCGGCUUUUCACAGCAGCCCCUCUACGAUGCAGCUUACCUAACGAUGUUCAACAUCUGCUUCACCUCUCUGCCAAUCGUGGCCUACAGUCUCCUGGAACAGCACGUCCCUAUUGAUAUCUUGAUGACUUUCCCCAAGUUGUAUCUGAAUGUUUCUGACAACGCUAUGCUCCAGUUGAAGCCUUUCAUCUACUGGACCUUCCUGGGCCUUUUUGACGGCUGCGUCUUUUUUUUCGGUGCCUACUACCUUUUCCAAUCUGCCUCUAUAGAGGACAACGGAAAGAUGGCAGGAAACUGGACUUUUGGAACCAUGAUUUAUACUGUCUUGGUCUUCACAGUCACACUAAAGUUGGCGUUAGACACUCGGUUCUGGACGUGGAUGAACCACUUCGUCAUCUGGGGAUCCUUAAUUUUCUAUGUGUUUUUCUCAUUCUUCUGGGGGGGCAUCAUUUGGCCUUUCUUAAAGCAUCAAAGAAUGCACCACGUUUUUGCCCAGCUGCUCUCCUUUGCCUCCGCCUGGUUGGCGAUCUUCUGCCUGAUCUUCAUCUCUCUCCUCCCCGAGGUCAUUGCCCUCGUCUUUAGACACAUGAAAGGGAAAACUCACGAGCCAGACCCUUCGGAGUUGCCGAUGCUGGUUUCCUACAAACAGCUAGAGAGCAGCCAUCCUGCGGAAGCAAAAUCCAGGGAGACCCUCGCUCGUUUGGCAGAACGUCAUCUCAGGAUCCUUCAAAUGCAACGAUUAUGACUCCGCUGACUGUGAUGGAAGGAGUCAUCCGCCCUGCUCAAAAGGAAGGUGCCAUUUUUAAAAAGAGGAUAUUGGUUGGUUUUGCCUUUUUUAGAAAUGGGUGUAAAAUCUGGAAGACUUGUCGUUGAUUCCCCCCACCCCUCCAAUCUUAAUGCAAGCCCUGAGGGCACCAACUGGCAAUUUUGAUCGUGAAAAUCAAGAGGGAUGUUUGGACCUUCGAAAUGAAAGACACGGCUUCUCUUUUGUAACGGUGGGUUGGGCGAGGAAAAAAUCGACAGAUUUCUGGCUAUUGGCUUCCCCCUCUCAGCCUGUGAAAGAGCAGAGAUUUCAAUUCUCACUCCCCAAGCAUACAUUUGAACGAUGACUCUUGGUGUCAUCUGGCCUGCUUCCUUGCACCCACGGUGUUUCCAUUCCUCUAC